GCGCUGGUGUGGGUUAGGGCUGAGAAAGAACGACAGGAACAGAGACGUCGCGAGGAUUAAGUUUAAGACUUCGCGAGAACAGAAUUUCUUUUGGCACCUCCUCUCCGCGCGUUCUUGGGGUGAGGCUGGGUAAUUGUUCCUGCAGGGUGGUGGGUGAUAGUGGCCAGUUGACUGCGACUGUGUUUGGGUGGUGGGAAGCCUGAAGAAAAGGUUGUUUCUUACCGGUCGCUGCCUCAGGGAGGUAGUGCGGUAGAAUUUUCCGCUAUGGGUCAUUCUCGGUGUCCGCGGGGAAGGGCGUGACAACGACGGGCGUGACGGCGAAGCAACAGUGUCUCGAGAGCGCUGCCGCCCGGAGGGCGCCAGGAGAAGUGCGUCCGAGACGCCGCGCGGUGAUGCUCCUGAAAACGUCUGCCCGGCGUAGCGGGAACCCAGCAUGAUUUUCAGGAGUCUCUGUUGCCCAGGCUGGAAUGCAAUGGUGCGAUCUCAGUCACUACAACCUCUGCCUCCCGGGUUCAAGCGAUUAUCCUGCUUCAGCCUCCCGAGUAGCUGGAAUUACAGGGUUGAAAGGAGGAGCAGGAGGUACUGAUGGACAAGGAGGUACCUUCCGGUACACCUUUCAUGGCGAUCCUCAUGCUACAUUUGCUGCAUUUUUCGGAGGGUCCAACCCCUUUGAAAUUUUCUUUGGAAGACGAAUGGGUGGUGGUAGAGAUUCUGAAGAAAUGGAAAUAGAUGGUGAUCCUUUUAGUGCCUUUGGUUUCAGCAUGAAUGGAUAUCCAAGAGACAGGAAUUCUGUGGGGCCAUCCCGCCUCAAACAAGAUCCUCCAGUUAUUCAUGAACUUAGAGUAUCACUUGAAGAGAUAUAUAGUGGUUGUACCAAACGGAUGAAGAUUUCUCGAAAAAGGCUAAACGCUGAUGGAAGGAGUUACAGAUCUGAGGACAAAAUUCUUACCAUUGAGAUUAAAAAAGGGUGGAAAGAAGGCACCAAAAUUACUUUUCCAAGAGAAGGAGAUGAAACACCAAAUAGUAUUCCAGCAGACAUUGUUUUUAUCAUUAAAGACAAAGAUCAUCCAAAAUUUAAAAGGGAUGGAUCAAAUAUAAUUUAUACUGCUAAAAUUAGUUUACGAGAGGCAUUGUGUGGCUGCUCAAUUAAUGUACCAACACUGGAUGGAAGAAACAUACCUAUGUCAGUAAAUGAUAUUGUGAAACCCGGAAUGAGGAGAAGAAUUAUUGGAUAUGGGCUGCCAUUUCCAAAAAAUCCUGACCAACGUGGUGACCUUCUAAUAGAAUUUGAGGUGUCCUUCCCAGAUACUAUAUCUUCUUCAUCCAAAGAAGUACUUAGGAAACAUCUUCCUGCCUCAUAGAAUGAAGAACUUUGUUACACAUAUUUUGAUAAGGCACUGAAAAUAUAAAAGGACUGGUAGUUUACUGAUGUAGAUGUGAAUUCUGUAUAAAGAUGUGUAAAUUCUUUUGAGGGUUCAUUAAAUUGCAUGAAUAGAGACGGGUCAAAUAAAUAGGCAAAAGGGAUUUUUACAGUUAGAGAUAAAAGAGAAAACCAUUCACUGUAUUUUAUUUCAUUUCUCCUGAUUCAGAUAUUUUUAGUAAUUUGCUUAUAUGUAAAAGUUGUUUUUGUGGAGUCAGUGGAUAUAUUUCUAAUGAAGUGCUAGACUAUCCAAUUACUUAAUUUCUUAUACCUUUAGAUAAUCAGUAUGAAAAGUUCCCAUUUAUAAUGGAAAUGAAAAUUCUUAACUAAACUAUACAUGUAAUAUGUAUUUCUAGAAGAGAAUAAAAACCCAAGUCAGUUAUUAGAUUUAAAUCACCUUCUGAAAUGCUGCUAUAGGGCUGGUAUCUGUAAAAGAAUAUCCUGAUGCAUCUGUUUCACCAUUUUGAUUUUUAAAGUAUGCUGUAGCAUUUCUUAAUAACAUCGUUGUGAUGUUCUUAAGGCAGAUCUUUCUUCAUAAAAAGGAAAGUAAUGGCAAUUUCUCUCCUGUGGAAAUCCCAAUUGCUUGAAUUACUGAUAUUUUAGAAUAGACUUUUUAAAAUGCCAUAUGUAAUUUUAUGCAAGUUGACUAUAUAUCUUGUACUUAAUAAAUUAUAGGCUCAUUUUGUUCUCUGCUAGUUUAAAGUAAUUCGUUUAAUAAUAGAUGUGUUUUUAGAGGAAAUGCUGUUACUUGGAAUUAAUUUUCCAGUUAUACAGUCUUCUAUAACUUACUAAUAAUAUUCUAUAUGUACUUUAUGUAAUUUCCCUAAAAAGAAUGAACUACCACUACACUAUGGUGUUAAACCAAAAUAUAGGGAAAAUAAACACUAACUGCUGCUUAUGGAUAAUGUUGCAACUACUUGUUAUGCAUAUAAAUAUUUUACUUUUUCACAUGUAUAGAUUGCAUUUCUUAGGUGUUUUAAUUUUUUAAAUAUAUUUAUGUUUUAAAAAUUUAGUUUUGUUUUCUGUUUUAUAACUAUAGUGAGAAUGAUGUUUUGAAGCAAAAUUUUUGGUUAUAAAAUAGUUUUCAGGAUUAUAUAUAUAUAUACUGGAUCCUAUCGCCUUUUAGUAGAAUAUGAAAUAUUCUUUUAGAAAUCCAAUAUAAAUAGGUUAUAAUAGCCAUAUUCUUUAUUACUUUAUUGAGAUAUAAUUUACAUGCCAUAAAGUUUACCCUUAAAAUAUAUAAUUCAGUGGUUUUUAGUGAUAUUUACAAAGUGGUACAAUCAUCAUCACUUUCUAAUUCCAGAAUAUUUUCAUCACCCCAAAAAGAAAUCCUAAAUCCAUUAGCAGUUACUUCCCAUUCUUCCCUUCCUCCAGCCCCUGAAAACACUACCAUCUACUUUUCAUCUGUAUGGAUUUGUCUGUUCUGGACAUUUCACAUAAAUAGACUCAAACAAUAUAUGGCUUUUUUUUUUUUUGGUCUGGCCUCUUUCAUUUAGCUUAAUGUUUUCAAGGUUCAUCUAUGUUGUAUCACGUAUCAGUACUUUAUUUUUUGUGUGGCACGUCAUAUGGAUAUACCACAAUUUGUUUAUCUUUUCAUUAAUUAUGGGCAUUUGGCUUAUUUCUACUUUUUUGGCUAUUAUAAAUAAUGCUGCUGUGAA
Homo sapiens (human) is the source of this 3078-nucleotide messenger RNA. RefSeq names its product DnaJ heat shock protein family (Hsp40) member B4 (gene DNAJB4). The transcript has 4 exons. Bases 468 to 1361 code for a protein of 297 amino acids. Gene Ontology annotation, biological process: protein folding; response to unfolded protein. NCBI's taxonomy places the organism in Eukaryota, Metazoa, Chordata, Mammalia, Primates, Hominidae. The record is from RefSeq and is marked reviewed. Gene Ontology annotation, molecular function: protein-folding chaperone binding. Gene Ontology annotation, cellular component: Z disc; plasma membrane; cytoplasm.